Penicillium brevicompactum is the source of this 696-nucleotide messenger RNA. Its product is annotated as peroxiredoxin-like family protein. The coding region runs from base 1 to 696 and encodes 231 amino acids. The transcript is spliced from 2 exons. The record is from RefSeq and is a predicted model, not a curated record. Lineage: Eukaryota; Fungi; Ascomycota; Eurotiomycetes; Eurotiales; Aspergillaceae.
AUGGCAGAGUUUCAUCUUCCAAAUGAAGGACCGGAUUUCCUGACAGACGAUACCCUCCACGAGGCUUAUGAACUCGAGAUCCAGACAGCCAAGGGCGACAAUGUCCGAUUCGGAGAGCUCGUGGCGGGGAAAGGCUACUCGGUAACGACAAUUGUGAUUUUCAUACGGCACUUCUUCUGUGUCUACGACCAAGACUACGUCCGGACCCUCUCCCGCCAAAUGACCGAAAAGCUACUUGACACUGUCCCACUUGACGCUAGACCCGCUCAGAUCAUCAUACUUGGCUGCGGAGAUCACGCCCUCAUCGGGCCAUAUAUGGAAGAAACGACGGACGAGUUCCCAAUCUAUUCCGACCAUUCCGGGAGGAUAUACGAGAAACUGCAGAUGAAGAGGCAGAGGGGUGGAUUCACCGAGCCGCCGCCUUAUUCGAACUUUUCGUUCCCCACUGGACUUGCUGAAACCAUGAAGCAAAUCUGGAGGCGCGGGUGGGCGGGUUUGCGCGGGGGAAAUUGGAACCAGCAAGGUGGCGAAUGGAUUUUCCAGAGAGGGAAACUUCGAUACGCGCAUCGCAUGGAGGGGUCGAAUGACCAUCUGACUGCUGAUCGAUUGCUGGCGAUAUUGAAUGUGGCGCAUGAGAAGAGUGACGAAGUGCCUUCUGCUUGUCAAGAUGGGGGAGCAUCGCAAGACAAUGUAUAG